UAAGCAUGAGAGAAGACGGAUAAUGUGAAAUUCCUCGGAUUUUCCCCAUCUUUCCUGUAGGAUGUAGCUCGUGUUGAGUAGAUUCUGUAACAUUGUUGACAGUUACAAAAGCUGGCUCCAAAAUGCCUGGAAUAGUAGUUUUCAAGAGACGCUGGACUGUGGGAUCGGAUGACUUUGUAGUGCCCGCCGUUUUCCUGCUAGUUCUGCAUAUUAUCUGGAUUAUAGUCCUUGGUGUGAUUCUGGCCGUGGUAACGUUCGAUGUGACGAAACAAUGUAUGGUGGACCUGCAGGAACACAUUCUUGGUUACCUUGUGAUAUUAUCUGGAUGUAUAGUCAUGGAAUGGUGCAUUGCAUGGAUCAGCAUGCGGGGCACCAUACUCAACACGGAGCCCCGGAGGAGUAUGCAGUAUUUAUUAUACGUUAGAUUAGCCAUCCUAAUAGUGGAGUUCUCGUGGCUUGUAGUGGGUGUGAUAUGGAUAUCUGAACAUUAUGAUUCAUGUGGAACAUCUCAUGCCAAAAGCGCAGUAUUAGGUAUAAUUGUCUGUAAUUGGAUAGUCAUGUCCAGUGUCCUGAUCUCUCUGUGGUGCACAUUUGAUACGGCAGGCCGUAGCUGGGUGAAAAUGAAACGUUACCAGGAGAGUGUGAAGGAGAGAGAAAAAAGGGCUGGACGGCGGUCUGGGAGUCGGCGGAGGAACUGGCGACACAGAAAAGCAGUCCGGCAAUAUGAAGCAAGUUGGGACCGAAGAUUUAGACUUUUAUUUUGUUGUGUCCAGAAUGACGCAAAUGGGCAAAAUUCUUUCACAGAGGUAGCGAAACUAUUUACCGAGUUCUUCCGUGAGCUUGAUGUGGUGCCUUCUGACGUAAUAGCUGGCUUGAUGCUUCUGAGGAACUACCAGAAGAGCUGUCGCAAGCUUAUUGUCAAUCAGGGUUCCAACGAUGUGUAUCAGUUUCUAUCGGGAGUUGCUGUCACACCGAAGACUCGCUUUCUUCGUCUCAUGGAUCCUGAAGUAAUGCUGGAUUAUAAAAAUGUCGUCUAUUAUAUGCACUAUGCACUGGCAGCCUACGGUUGGCCCAUGUACAUGAUGGUCCACACAGCCAGAGGGUGCUGUAGCUUGACCAAACAUUUAAGGUGCUCCUGCUGCUUUGCAUGCACAGAUGAAUCUAAAAUACCUGCUGUUGUUGGGGAUAACUGCUGCCUAUGCCACUACGCAGCCUUAAAGGAGAUGAGCAACCUUACAGAUGCUGAAAUCAUUUAUGUUACAUAUCAUGUCGAUAUUGGUGAAACCCCUUUUUAUGUUGCCUUGGACCAUGAUAUGAAAAAAGUUGUAAUUUCCAUCCGGGGGACACUCUCUUUACAAGAUGUAUUGACUGAUCUUAAGGCUGAGGCUGAGCCCCUUCCUGUUCAGCCUGCAAGGGAAGACUGGCUUGGACACAAAGGUAUGGUAGAAAAUGCUAUUUAUAUCAAGAAAGUGCUGAAGGAAGAAAGGAUAUUGGCAAAAGCAUUUGGAAAAGAUUUAGAACGGGGCACCAAAGAUUACGAUCUCACACUAGUUGGCCAUUCGCUUGGUGCGGGCACUGCAGCGAUAUUGGCCAUUCUCCUACGCCAAGAGUACCCGACCCUUCAUUGCUACGCCUACUCGCCACCAGGGGGCCUGCUGAGUAUGACCGCCAUGGAGGAAACCAAGUCUUUCAUUACGUCUGUGGUCGUUGGAAAGGAUGUUGUUGCACGAAUUGGUCUCGCACAAAUGGAAGGAUUACGCUCUGAUCUCAUCAAUAUGAUUAAACGAAGUGAAGAUCCAAAGUGGAAAGUCAUCUUUAGGAGUUUUAAUUGCUGCUGUGAUGAAGAGAAAAGUUUCGUCCCGGUGGAUUCGUUCGACCUCCAGAUGGAGAGGGAAAGAGAUCAGCCAAUGCACCCCACAGACUCCGACCUGGCAUUGACUACCCAUACGCCUCUUUUCCCACCAGGAAAGAUCAUCCAUAUAGUGCGAAAUCAUCCAAAGUCUAGCAGUUUACUUUGUAGACAACGUGCUCCAGUCUACCAGGCCAUCAUUGCUGACAACACAGACUUUGAUGAAGUCCUCAUCUCACCCACCAUGAUCAACGACCACAUGCCAGAUAACGUCCUCAGUGCUUUGCGAAAGGUACUUGUAAAUGUUGGGCCAGCCAAGCCGACUAGAAAGUUUUCUGAGGCGGAGCGCAAGGCUUUGUUGUCCACUUCCAACACGCCAACACCAGUAAUGGCCCACAAUACGCCACCCCAUAGAAUCUACAUGGAAACUAGCUUUACCAACACCAAUCCCGGUGAAUCGUAUGUACGAGCAUCAUCUGAUACAAGCUCCGAACACGAUAUUCUAACGGAUGUACUCAUGUGCUCCGAACGUGAUACGAACAGUCUUGUGAUGCUCCGUAAGGGUUUAAACCUUGAUCUUCCUGGAGACAAAACUGACCCACUUGGGGUAGCUCCCUUGGCAACGCCAGAGACGCUGUCAGAUACAUCAAGCUGUGAUUCUGCCAGUUUGAAACGUAUUUCUAACGGAUCUCAGAAACGCAUGUUCUCAAAAAUGGAACCGAUUCAACAGUCGCCAAUGAAAAAUGGUAAAAAUGACCAUGGGUAUUGUUAUUACGUGACUCCUAAUGAUAAGCCAAAGUGUUCAUCUAGUGACGUUUGUGUGGAUUUGACUCCUGGGAUGAGUAAGAAUAAUAAUAACAACAAACCUAAUAUGAUCACUACACAUGCUUUUAUAGAAUCUAGUGGGUCAUCUGAGAGUAAGGAUGAAAGUGUCCGUGAUUUGAAGGAGGUGACAAAAGGUGUACGAUUUAGUUUAGGGGGCCUACAUGACUGGCCAACAGACAACGAACGCACAGCAGAAGAAGCUUGGACAAGGGACGAUGAUUUUAAACAAAAACUUUUGAAAGGUGGAACAAACAAUCAGAAACAUCUCCCAGUGAUCACAAAAACAAAUCACACGAACAAUAACGUGAAACAGAGCAGUGAUACGAAACAUGUCAUCAGUAGCUCCCCCUAUCAGAUACAUUUACCAGAUAAGACAAAUAAACAGUUAGAGUACCAUUGCCAGCAGGGACACUACUCACAUGGGAGUAGGGGGUACCCCCACGGUGGGUAUCAGGCGCCCUAUGAUUACACAUAUCAUCCUGAUAUUCCUGUUGUGCAAGUUCUCUGUCAUGCCGAGUCGGAUUCGGACAUGACAAAGCUUGCUCAUGAACAAGAAAUGCAUCGGACUAUUGAGGAACCUGAAAUUAUGAAAUUACAAGAUGAUAGCCAAGUUCACCAGAGUAUUCCUAUAAAUCGUCAACGCUUUCGACAUCGUAGUUCAAAUGAGACAUCACAUUCGUCUCCCUCGUCAAAUGAGAAUGAGGUCUUGGAGUAUGAUACGGAACAUCGACCAUCGAUUCCGUAUUCUGACGAUGUUUUUGUUGUUGAAGUCCCAGAGAACGAGAGCCUCGAGCCCUUAGAAAGUGAUGUGUGAUUUACUGAAUUUUCAAAUACAUUUUGACAUCAUUCUGGGCAAUCUCAGUGCGGCAGGCAAAGGCAAACAUUCUUCUGCCACUUAUGUAGGCCAGACCAUGGACCUCAACUCAGUUUUGUUAUGUCAGUGCAUCUAGUCAAGUUUCGUUAAACACCAGCGGGUAGAGCUGUCAUUUGCCCAAAACAUUGGCUGCAGCCUAUUGUUCUGGCCUACAUUUUAGCUCAAGCCUUGUACAGUUUGGUGAGACAACCACUUCUUCAAUUUGGAAUCAGUUCCUUAUACACAAGUUCAGGAUUAUUCAGAGACGGUCCCUCAUGCUAAUGGUACCUCCAUGACCUUAUCAUGUGCUGUAUUCAGAUGGACAUAAUAUGGGUAGUAUCAGAAACAAUUGUUUCUGGUAGUGUGUUAUGUGAAUAUAAGAUGUUUAUGUGAUAUUAUAUACUUAUCCAAAUUUGUUGUCAUAGUUACAAAACUUUCAUGAUACCGGUACCAGUCUGCCUGUCAAGUACUCAGAUUGACCAAAAAUAACUUAUUUUAAUGAAAUAUAACUGAUCUGUUUAUUAAUUUUACAGACACAACUAACUUGUUGCAUCUCUUUUCUGGCCCAUAGUUUUUAGAUUUUACAACUUAUUUCUCAGGUAUCUAGAUUGUUUUGAUUAGAUAUUGGUCUAAUUCUUUGUUAUCUAUUCUUUUGUAUAUAAUUUCUUCAGUUGUCUUGUCUUGGGUAUCUCAGUAAGUCUUGCAAAAUUUUGGAAAUCAUAGCGGGACCGGUACAAUUGGCUAUCAUUCAUUCUGUGUCAAGACGCAUUCAUUUAGAACUUAUUGUAAAGGUUCUCAGAGCCAGUAGACAUACACCUUGGUUAUUUGUAGAAGUUGUCUUGUGUGACUUUCUUGUCUCUUGUACUUAUCUAAUCUAUACCUUCGGCAAUGAGCAUUUUUUGUUGCAGAUAACCUGCACUGUUGAAGAGAGUCGCCCUCUAUCUCUCAUACUGAGACCGACAGGGAAUCGAAGGUGACCGCCACUGAUGUUUCCUUUUUUCCACUCUCUCAAAACACUCUCUAAACAUUAAUUGUUGUUUAGAUGGCUAACUUUUUAUAAAGGCAUACAAACAGAAAUAACUUUUGAAAGUGUAAGCUUACAUGUAAUAGCUUAAAGGGCAUAACCAAAAUGUUUAAUGAACUGCAUGUAUAAAAAAUGUAUGUCAUAUUGUCGUGAUACAAUAAUUUGGUAAUUUAUUUUUUAAUGUAAAUAUCGAAUACUCAGAAAUGGGUAUUCUUGUUGUUUUAAAGAGAGGUAUAUAUUAGUAUAAAUAGUAAUUUAUUAAUUUAUUAAAAACAUGAUAAGAAUAAUUUGAGGGGUUAAAUCUGAUGCAGAACUGCCUGCAUGAAGCCACACCCUAAAAUAUUGCUGAGUGUCUAUCACCACUAUACCUCCUAUGGUAACAGUGCUAUCUGAACUUUAGUGAAUGGGAUCAAAUGUCGCAUAAGCUAAAGAUAUUCAAGGACGAUAUUGAUAACAAAUUUAUCUUCGGAGAGCUAAAAGUCACAGCACAGAACAGGGAACCAUUUCGGUUGUUUUUGAAACCCAGUACUUUUCACGGCAAUUAGGCCCUUUGGUCGGGUUAGAGUGGGGAAUUUGGUCAUUGGGACUGCCCAAUCCCGUGGUGGUGGUCUGGGUUCUGGGAUGGUCGUGUUACCGGGGGCCUUGUAAUGGUAAUUAGAGAGGAAACCAUUCGGGACCGGCGAUUCUUGGCCGUCAUAGGAGGGUGGUCACAUUCCCGGGGUGGUCGCCGACCAAGGUUCCACUGUAGUAGAUACGCCCCAGAUACAUGUAAGCAUUUUUGGUUGAGUGCAAAAGGUUGUGGCUGAUGCAUCAGCACUGUCAUCAACCCCUCGAUCAUUUCCAAGAUCUUGUAAAUUUGUACAAAGCAUGCAAUUAAAACAAGAGUAUUCUUUAUAAAUAAAUAUAUUUUACAAUUGUUCAUGAAUGAAUGUGCUAUAUAGAGUGUUGAAAAUGGCACGUCUAGAUUGUAUAUAUAUAGUAGUAAUUUAUUAAUCUAUGGUGCAGAAAACUAUUCUAAAUCUGUCAAGGUGUUUAUAUAGAUGCUUCAUGUGACAUUAUCAUCAGUUUCAUUGCCCCAGGAAAUUUAGUUAUUGCUGCAGUUUGUUAAAGCGAACUGGAACCGCCGAGCGAUUUAUUCAACUUUUCGACUUUCACCGCCCGAGAAAGUCAAACUUCCAACUUCCUAUUCGAGUUCAGAUUUGUAGCUCCGCCCCCAGUGCCCGAGCAUGCGCAGUUCAAUUUGUUAUUAUUGAGAAUCAUGUGAGAAUCACGUGAGUCAUGCAAUCUUUCAUUCAUGAAUUUUCGUAGUAAAUUCCAUAGUAGUGACGUCACUGAAUGAUUGACAGCUAGGCGCCAUGUUUCAUUCAUGCCUCGUUCUGAUCACCCGAUACGCGGGAAAUGAAAACGAGGUCAUACGAACUGGCUUGGCGGUUCCAGUUCGCUUUAAGCACAGAAAUUUUCUGAUUAACUGAAGUAUAGGCAACUGAAAGAGCACCCCAGUCUCAGUGCCAACAAGAUUUAGCUGUCCCAUACUGUGACCCCUCGGAAGUCUGUUACAUGUAGAUAUGCUUAUGGCUCAAUUUAGAUGGAUACCAUGAACUCCCAAAGGAAGAACGCGACGUUAUAUAUUUUUGGCAUGGUGCAUGUCAUGAGUUAUGCUCCGAAUGUGACCUUUAUUGACCUGUAGCAAAAUCGACUGGUUUUAGUCAGUGAAAGAGCAAAUUUAAAUGAGUUCUACAAGACAUGACAUCGCUGAUGUAUUUUUCACCUUGCAUCGAGGUGGUUGUACAGGACCGUGGAGAAUUUAGUUAUGAAUUGCAUUUAUUUGCGACAAAUGUUGUAAUUUAAUCUGUUCCCAAUAAAUUUAUAAA
Messenger RNA from Lineus longissimus, 6422 nucleotides. RefSeq names its product diacylglycerol lipase-alpha-like. Gene Ontology annotation, cellular component: cytoplasm; postsynaptic membrane; dendrite membrane. The transcript is spliced from 16 exons. The coding region runs from base 123 to 3488 and encodes 1121 amino acids. Gene Ontology annotation, molecular function: lipoprotein lipase activity. The record is from RefSeq and is a predicted model, not a curated record. Lineage: Eukaryota; Metazoa; Nemertea; Pilidiophora; Heteronemertea; Lineidae. Gene Ontology annotation, biological process: arachidonate metabolic process; diacylglycerol catabolic process.